CGGUGAACACGUCGGCGCCGUGUCGACUUCCAAACAAGCGCCCCAUUCGGAGGUUCGUGCGCACGCACACACACUGACAAGCAGCAGCGGAGACGAAGGGGAAGCCUCCAUUUUAGCUCCCGUGGCCGCUCGGCGCCUCACGUGUCCUGGCCUGUCUGCCUCACAUGACCCUUGUGUUUGUCCCCGUGAUCACAAGCCUCCAUCUCGGCGGAUCCGUGCUGUUGCCGUCGCUCGUUCCCACCCCGAUCGAGCCUUCAUGGAUAUGCUGGAGCAGAGUGUGGACAGCUCGGCGAGUCACGACAAACAGGAGUCCGACGACAUUGAGCACUUACAGGAAGGAGAAGUAGAGGAUCAGUCAGCUGGGACUAUUUCUGCUGUCCCACAGGCUGCGUUUCCUGACCACAAUGUUCAGUACCAGUUCCGCACAGACAACAGUGAUGGACAGGUAACCUAUCGUGUAGUUCAGGUGACAGACGACAACAUUGACACAUCCUCUGACGCCACUGGGGCCGUUAGCGUCGUCUCGACCGCAGCGUUUGCAGGAGCGCCUCAGGCCGUAAUCCAGAACCCCUUCAGUAACGGAGGAAGUCCCGUCGGGGAGGCGGUGGGAGGAGAGACGCGUUUCGCCUACUUCCCCGCUGCCGCUGUCAGUGACGGGACAGCCACGGCCGUGUCGGUGCAAACCACCUCGGAACCCACAAUCACACAGGGGGCAGGUCAGUUCUACGUAAUGAUGACCCCUCCUGAUGUGCUGCAGUCGGCAACACAACGGACCAUCGCACCGCGCACGCACACUUACCCAGCAGACGUUGGUGAAAGCGAGAUGUUGCAGCAUGGCAGCACAAACUGGAAGGUGGAUGGUCCACGAGCGCCGAGGGAUGAAAGAAGAAGAGCACAACACAAUGAGGUGGAGAGAAGAAGAAGAGACAAGAUUAACAACUGGAUUGUCACACUUUCAAAAAUCAUCCCUGACUGCAAUAUAGACAAUAGGACUGGUGCUAGUAAAGGAGGCAUCCUAUCCAAAGCUUGCGAUUAUAUCCGAGAACUGCGUCAGAAUAACCAGCGGUUGCAGGAGAGCUACAAAGAAGUGGAGCGAAUUGAGCUGGACAAUGAAAUGCUUCGACAACAGCUCGAGGAACUCAAGAGCGACAACGCGUUGCUUCGAGCACAGCUACAACAGCACGGCAUAGAACUCAAUGGAGAGUCAACACCCCAGUGAUGAGGGGACUGGACAUCUACAGAGUCGCAAACAAACGCGGUUGUGUAUUCCCACUCAACCUGAACAAUACCAGGAAAGGAAUAACCACGGGUGACUACUUCCAUCUGGAUCCCAUUGAACAUAAAGUGGGCCAGUGGCCGAUUGAAGGACCACUGAUAGACAUCUCCCUCCAUAUGCUGCUGGUCAAUGGCUGACAUUUACUGAGUAGCCCAAUGAACCCCUCACCUCUGCUUCAAGGAGAACGACCUCGGCGCACCACCACACUUGCACAAAGCUUUAUUUGACUGUAAUUUAUAAUCCUGCCAGUCUUCUCAACUUCUCAGCCUUCUUGGUGUUAAUUCUGUUUCUGAAGCUAUCAAAUGAAAUAGGAAGUACCACUUACUUUUUUUUGUCCUUUUAAUUUAUAAACCUUGUCCAAAGUCAUCAGCACAUUUAAUUAUUCUUUUCAGCCAGUUAAUCAGUCAUACAAUUGUGAUGGUGUUGGUUUUAUUUUAGCGCAAGACCUAAACAAGGAGUAAACCUAGCUCAGGUAAUUGGGGUAGUGCACUGGCAUCUGGUUCCCAGAUUUUACAUAUAGAUUUUAUUUUUGGAUUUUUUUUUUUUUUUGGUCUGCAAGUGCAAUGGACAGAUAGUUAAGACACUUGCAUUGUGUGAAUCGGUUUUAUUGGGCAUCACAUGUCGUAGGUUAGUGUAGUUUUCUUUCUGUGUCAUUGAGGUUAAUGAAUGUGGGGGUUUGUUUGGAGACCCGCCUGUUUGGCCUCACGGGCAUUUUUGUCUGUGUUGCUCCCCCACUAAUCAAAUACGCAGCAAUGCUUGGGACCUUUGUGGCAAAUCGAAGGCAAUAAACUAUGAGCAUGAAUGAACUGAUAAUA
Messenger RNA from Hippocampus comes (tiger tail seahorse), 2091 nucleotides. RefSeq names its product upstream stimulatory factor 2-like. Lineage: Eukaryota; Metazoa; Chordata; Actinopteri; Syngnathiformes; Syngnathidae. The record is from RefSeq and is a predicted model, not a curated record. Gene Ontology annotation, biological process: regulation of transcription by RNA polymerase II. Gene Ontology annotation, molecular function: protein dimerization activity; DNA-binding transcription factor activity, RNA polymerase II-specific; RNA polymerase II cis-regulatory region sequence-specific DNA binding. Bases 257 to 1219 code for a protein of 320 amino acids. The transcript has 11 exons.